AUGUUGAUGUUAGGUCAUUUGUCCUUUCUUUUGGUAUCAACAAAUGCUUCGACAAUACCGGAAAUUAUUUCGUAUGCUAAAGUAUCACGAAAUGGAGCAUCUAGUGAUGAAAGCAGGGAAGGAAGAAAUUUUCAAGCUUCACCAGUGUACUCGAAAAUAGCUUCAAUUGGAAAAGGGGAAGUGGUUGAAUACCCUUUAGUACCCAAGUAUUCAACAUUGGAUAAAGAAAUGGUGGCGAAAUUGGAUGCCAAAACGAUGGACACACAACAGGCUCAAGACAGGUUUCAUCCACCAGCAAGUUUUGAGCAUGCUAUUGCACACUCGAAUAAACUUCGACUGAGUCAAAACCCUGCAUCUUCAGGGUCAUCAGGCUCUCCAUCUUUAGGUUCAUCAUCCUCAUCUAUAGCUUCCGGUAGUUACAGCACACUGCCUAAGGAGCUUUAUAGCCAAUAUCCAGGAUUUCAGGAAGCAUCGAGUCCACCCAAAAACGCCAAUAAAAACUUACCAUCUAUUACGAUUGAUGACUAUUCACCUGUUGGUGAAGAUUCUUUUUCACAGAUUCCAGCUUCUUAUGGGCCUGAAGAUUCUUAUCAAAAUGACGAGAAAUUACCAAGUUUCAUAAAAAAUAAUCCAGCGAAACCUGGGGAUCAGUUUUCAGAAUUAUCUUAUCAUCAUUCUAGUUAUUUUGAUGAUCCUUAUUUACAUAAUCAUGAUCACGAUUCUGAUCACAUUUACCCUCACGAAUUGAUCUACGAUCAUCCACCAGAUCAUUAUGACCACGAUUACACGACAACUACUCAGAUACCAGAAAUGAAUGAUCAAAGGCUUAACAAGCGACCUUAUUCCUACUACUACAUUGGCAAAAAAUUGUGGUAUCUACCACUGUAUUUUAGCAUCUAUUUUAUUAUCUAUAUUGCAGCUUUGAUUUUAAAAAGUAUUGCAAGACAUAAAAUAAAUUUCCCAGCUAACUUAGCAGAAGCAGCUGCUAGUGAUCGGAGUAGACAUUUAAAUGAUAGAGGAUGGUGGGAUUUAACUCAAAGAGUGCUUGAAGCAAUUGAAAAAUUUGCUGUUGAAAAUGGUAAACAGUCAUCCAAUUCAAGAAGAAAACGAUAG
This is a messenger RNA of Chelonus insularis, 1113 nucleotides long. RefSeq lists its product as uncharacterized. Lineage: Eukaryota; Metazoa; Arthropoda; Insecta; Hymenoptera; Braconidae. The coding region runs from base 1 to 1113 and encodes 370 amino acids. The record is from RefSeq and is a predicted model, not a curated record. The transcript has 4 exons.